Molecule: messenger RNA, 1035 nt
Organism: Lampris incognitus (smalleye Pacific opah)
Lineage: Eukaryota; Metazoa; Chordata; Actinopteri; Lampriformes; Lampridae
Gene: gpx7
Product: glutathione peroxidase 7
Exons: 3
Coding region: 61-618 (185 amino acids)
Biological process (GO): response to oxidative stress
Molecular function (GO): glutathione peroxidase activity
Source: RefSeq, a predicted model, not a curated record
AGGGACUUCCAAAGGCUGCACACAAGUUUCCGCUUUUGCGUCCGCCGUCCCAGUUGAACAAUGCUUCUCGGAGCUCUCGCUGUGUUGAUAACGUUAUUCAGCCUCAUCGAAACCAAGCAAAAAGACUUUUACACGUUCAAAGUAGUUAACAGCAGAGGGAGACUAGUGUCCCUGGAAAAGUACCGGGGUUCGGUGUCUUUGGUGGUCAAUGUGGCCAGUGAAUGCGGCUUCACUGAGGAACACUAUACAGAUCUACAGCAGCUCCAACGGGACUACGGGCCCUACCAUUUCAAUGUGCUGGCCUUCCCCUGCAACCAGUUCGGUCAGCAAGAGCCUGGCAGUGACAAGGAGAUCGACAAUUUUGUACGCAGAAUCUAUGGGGUCUCCUUUCCUCUCUUCAGUAAAAUCGCUGUUGUUGGAGUGGGAGCCAACAAUGCUUACAAAUACCUCGCAGAGUCAGCUGGAAAGGAGCCUGACUGGAAUUUCUGGAAGUAUCUUAUUGAUGUAAAUGGAAAGGUUGUUGAUGCUUGGGGACCAUCUGUUUCUAUCAAAGAAAUCAAACCCAAAGUAGCUGAAAUGGUGCGUCAAAUCAUCUUAAAGAAGAAAGAAGAGCUUUAACCUCCGAAAUUUAAGACAACAAAAUAGUACAUGCCACGACAUAGUAGUCUAUAUGAAUUGAGUUCAGUGCUAUGUGAGCCAUAUGUUCGGAGAGUGAAACAUGAAAAAAUAUAUAACUCGGUCACUAUGUUUUUAUGUACAUUACGAUCUGUGUAAGGACAAAACAUUAGACGUGAGUCGUGAUGGGGGGGAAAAAUGUCUAGCUGCCUUUUAAAAGCACUGCUUUGAGAAAAUGACACAAAAUGCCACUUUUUUAUGUAUGAUGUUGAAUUUAAUAAUGGGUGUUUGUCGCUAUUGUUAGCCACAGUGAUGCCCAGAGUCUCCUGUGUGCUGCACAAGUCAUGGGACUUGCGUGUGUUUGCUGUUUAUUCAUAUCAGUUUCUUUGUGGAAGAAACCUCAAAUAAACAGAAUGAGAA